AUGGCGCCCGCCCAGAGCAAAAAACACGCCGUCGCUUCGGAGAAAUCAACUGGGCCUGGCCCUGCCAAUUUGAACCUCAAUGCUGCCAAUCUGGGUAAUACGCAACUGCAUCAAUCCCCAGCGCACGUACACUACCCUCACCAUCAGCAAGCGCACCAGUUAGCGACUACGCGCAACGCCUACAAGAAUAGCUCUCGUCAUUCUCACGCUCAGCAACAGCAACAGCAACAACAACAACAACAACAACAACAACAACCACCUCACCAUCCCCUCUCACAGGCUGUCACACCAGCAAAAGCCCCCGAUCCAGCAGCGCCUGGUCCAGGCCCAGUCUCUGGCUCUGGCGUCGCAUUUGCUCACAUUCAUGGCCCUGGAGAAGCUAAACCACAUUCCCGCGUUUUUGGCUUGCUCCAUGUCAAUCACCUGUCAUGA
Cladophialophora bantiana CBS 173.52 is the source of this 432-nucleotide messenger RNA. RefSeq lists its product as uncharacterized. NCBI's taxonomy places the organism in Eukaryota, Fungi, Ascomycota, Eurotiomycetes, Chaetothyriales, Herpotrichiellaceae. Bases 1 to 432 code for a protein of 143 amino acids. The record is from RefSeq and is a predicted model, not a curated record. The transcript has 2 exons.